Messenger RNA from Caenorhabditis elegans, 5992 nucleotides. Lineage: Eukaryota; Metazoa; Nematoda; Chromadorea; Rhabditida; Rhabditidae. The record is from the annotation of a RefSeq genome assembly.
AGUCUUCUAUUAUUAGAAUUGGUGACCCGAGGCAAUAUCGAACCAAUGGCCAAUUAUCUUCGUCACUUCGUCAACUAGUCGUUUCGAAACAACCAAUCAACAAUCAAGUCCAACCAAUUCGGACACCUUCAAGUCAACAACAAGCCCGGAAAAGUGGGGCAGCAUCGGAUCAAGACAAGGAGUCAGUGCAACGACUUCAUCAAGCAACUUCAAGAGUCAACUUCAAUCAACGUACAGUCACAAUCAACCAACACAACGGUCGCUACGCAACUGCGACAAAUUCAAGAGAGUACUGAGGUCAAACGUACUGCUCACAAUAAACAAUGAGUUCGGUGUUUCGUUCUCACAUUGGCAUUAUCCGUCGUAAGCUGAAAUUGGCAAUCGAGGCUGCAGAUGACACCGACGAUGCCGAUCAAGCUGAGAAGAGCUCCGAAAAAGAGGUGUACGAUGAAAUCGCUGAGAUAGCUGAUAUCGCCAAUAGCAUUCGUGCUGCUAUUGAAAAGAUAAGGAACUACGAUCAACAAUGGAAGGAUCUCUUCACGAGAAUUCCAACGGAGAGAGAAGGCAUGGCCGACUACAAGAAACGGCUAGGCGACUACGAUGUCGACAUUCAAAAUGCAAACAAAUCGUUGCAAGGACUCAAACUCAAAUAUCAAGAGUUUAUUGCAAUUCAUAAGAAGAAAGCUCCACAACCGACAGAUUAUCCAACAUUUGGUGGAGAUGAAGCAAGUCCAAAUCAAUCAUCGUCGUCAAACACAACGGAUCAUCAAACCAUCAACAUGGAACCAAUCACAAUUCGUGUUCCAAGUGGAACUACUGGCACUCCUUCAAUUGUCACUUCUACCAUCAAUUCAGUGGUUCCUCCAAAUCAAAUCUACAACAAUACUGUUUCACACCAAGGACAUUAUUCACCGCUAGCAGCAAUUCCGAUCUAGCUCCCGUCUAUCAGUAUGCCAACAUUUGAUGGGAACUACACGCAGUACCAGGGAUUCAUUGAAUUAUUUUCGUCCCUAAUUGAUGGACAACCAAUCGGAGAGGUAGCCAAAUUUCAUUUUGAAAGCUGCCUUGCAAGGAGAGGCAUCACUCAUUGUAAAACAUCUGCCACUAACCUCUUCCAACUACCAAGUGGCACGGGAUCUGCUGAACGAGCAGUACGGUGACACCAUUCGAACAAGACAUCACCUCCAACGAGCACUACAAGAACUCCCAUCUAUGACACAAACCAGGAACGCGGCUCAACUGCAGGAGUUCUGGACUACGGCUUCGGCUAUUUUUCAGCAGUGGAAAAACAUCGAGCCCGAAUGCGAUAAUAGCACCAAUGCCAACGUCAUCAGUUCGAAAUUGCCAAGGAGAUAUAUUGAGAAGUUAUAUACAGGCAGCAAUGCAAGGAGAACUUAUACCGCUUCUCAACUCUUGCAUCAGUUGAGUGAAUUUAUCAAAUGGGAUUCACUUGUGGUAACGAUCUUCAACGACAAUGCUGCACCUGAAAAGAAAGUAACUACAAUGGUCGCACACCAAGCUACACACCACCAUAGAGCAGGAGGCCGAGCAGCUCAUGAACACAAUUCACGAUGAACAGUUACAACGCCAUGUGUAUUUUGUUCAUCGACCACACAUUUCCACCGAUAUGAGGAGUGCGUAGACUAUCCGACACCAGAACAACGUAACAGAAGAGCGAGGGAGUUGAAGUUAUGCUUCAAAUGUCUUCGGGGGGACCAUCAACAGAGAAAUUGCACACGCGGAAGACCAUGUUUCCAUUGCCGUGGAAAUCACCACUCUUCUCUCUGCAAUCUCAAAGGAAGAGUAGCGUUGCCAAAUCAGCACACUCCAAAUCAAACAAGACGUCAAUCGACUUUUCGGUCAACAUCGCCAAAUCCGGGAUAUCAUCAACCAUCGGUCCCACAACAGCAACAGCAACCAAGACAGAAUUUUCAAGGAAUGCAAGCGGUGAGAAGUAAUUUCCCAAGAAAUGACGGUCGACCAGCUAAUUUGAACCGCCGGGUGCAGUUCGGUAACACAUCUGUUGUAACAAGCCAGGAAUACGAAUCGGACGACGUAAGAAAUCACGAAGGAAACAUUUCACUUGCAUUCAAUGCUGCGUCUUACCCUUUUGCAAAUCCUCAACAAUGCAAAACCGCUGCCGAUGGACAGUCUCCUGAAGAAUCAUCAGCUCAAACCGAGAACCCACAAACAAAAGAAUCCUUGCCAAUUGCUAUGAUGGUGAAGAAGAUCGAGUUGGAAAAUCAAGACGGAAAGCUUAUCACGACAACAGUGUUUUUCGAUUCAGGAAGUGAUAGAAGUUAUAUCACCGAAAAGUUGUCGCAGCAAUUGAAGCUUGUUCCAAUCGAUUCCAAAUGUCUACAACUACAAACAUUCGCUACUACAGAGCUCAAAACGAUGCAAGCAAAUCGCGUUCUGGCUACAUUCCACGUCAAACAAGAAAAAGUGGCAAUCCCACUCACCGAAGUCAAAUCAAUCGCAAAGUCAAUAACAGCAGCAUUCGUGGAUGACUCAACAAUACACGAUCUUCUCGAGAAUGAAGGAGCAAUUCUUCCACGAUCUCAUGAGGAGCCCGAAAUUCUAAUCGGUUUAGAUGCAAUGGCCCAGUUGCUUGGUAAUACAGCUUCACAAAUCCUGCCGAACGGAGCAACACUCCACCAAACGGACUGUGGAAUAAUUGUGACGGGUAACGAGAAGACGCCACAACAAGUACUGGACGACACACGCUCGUUUGCCAUCGACGAUAUGAUCUAUCAUUCCACUGCAAGACCGACGAUCCAGCCAAUAGGAAUCCUUCAUAUCGACGAGGAAGAUGAAUAUCAACAGUUGCGCACACUGGUCGAGCGAUUCUGGAGCUUAGAAUCAUCCAUGAUCUUCGAAAAUCCCCUUACCUCUGACGAGGAGUAUACGAAUGAUUUUUUUCAAAGGACAACAACAAGAGAUGAAGAGGGACGUUACACGUGCCGCUGGCCCUUCAAAUAUGAUAUCAAAAAUCUUCCGGAUAACAGAUAUCUUGCUUAUCAUCGAUUGCAGUCAACAUUGCGCCGUCUUCAGAAAGAUUCGGUCAUUGUCGAACAGAUAAACCGCGGAUUUAUUGAAGAAGUGCUGGGCGAGUUCUCGGAGACCGGAAAUCAUGUGCACUAUUUGUCGCAUCACCCCGUUUUCAAACCAAGCUCUACAUCAACCAAAAUCCGCAUUGUUUACGAUGCAAGUGCCAAAGCGAACAAGAAUUCCAAGUCGUUGAAUGAGAUGUUACAUGCAGGCGAGUCUCUUCUGCCAAAGUUGAGCGAAGUUCUUCUUCGUACACGGAAACCGGAGAUACUUGUUAGCGGAGACAUCGAAAAGGCUUUUUUGAUGGUAUCACUCCACGAAAACGACAGGGAUACGUGCAGAUUCCUGUGGACCCCGCCGGAUGGGAGUAAGCCGAUUUGUUAUCGUUUUUGCCGUGUGCCUUUUGGCGUCAAAAGUUCACCGUUUUUACUCAAUGCCACCAUCAAAACUCACUUGGAAACGUACAACACGCAAAUGGCCCAGGAGAUAUUAAAGAACAUUUAUGUUGAUAACGUGUUUAUGGGAGUCAGUACUAUCAAGGAGGGAUUGGAGUUCUAUCAUGAGUCAAAACGAAUAAGUUACUUGGCACACCGUGGAAUAUUCAGUCGGACAUUUUGAGCAUCAACAUUGCGCCUCCAAUUGCAACUGCGCUCUCCAAACGAAGGAUACUCCAGAGUGUUGCUUCCACGUACGAUCUCCUUGGAGUGGUAGCGCCGGUGGUUGUGCGAGGAAAGUUGUUCAUACAGAAGCUGUGGGCACGCCCGGCAGAGUGGGAUUCGGAGUUAACGGAAAGUGAGACACAAGAGUGGAGACAAAUCGAAAAAGAAUGUUGCGGGGAUCCGAUUCAAAUCAACAGAAGGUACUUUUCCACACCAACAACCGAGGAUCAUAAAUUCGAGAUUCACGUGUAUGGGGACGCCAGUGCAACGGCUUUGGGAGCUGUUGCCUACAUCAGAAGAAUCGGACCAAAGGAUAUCGAGACAGCUUUUGUGACGGCUAAGUCUACAGUGAAACCUCUCAAGAAGGGUUUAACUAUACCGCAGUCAGAGCUUCUUGCGAUCGAGAAGUGUGCCCGGCUAGCCCACUUGCUGAAUCGUGAGUUGGAUCUGCCCAUUUCAAGGACAGUCAUUUGGAGUGACUCCAUGUGUAGCCUGGAUCAAGUGGAGAGCAACACAGCAGGAAAUACAUUUGGCAGGAAUCGGUUGCGUCAAAUUGGACUCCUUGCGCCAAAUGCAUAUUUCUCUCACAUACCUGGAAAAUCGAAUCCGGCAGAUGUGCUCAGUAGAGGUUGUGGACUGGAAGAGUUACGCAAUCAUGCACUGUAGUGGUCAGGACCUCCUUGUUUACAAGAUCGAGACCUCAAGUUGCGACCAUCAAGCAUACAAAAGUUCGUUUACAAAGGAGUUUCGUUUACAAAUAAAAGUUCGUUUACAAAGCGUUUACAAAGGAAACCGAUGAAGGUAUUCUAAAGGAGAGAGCAAAGCUGAUAAUCAUCAAGCUAGCUCAACAGCUGCAUCCACCAACUGAAGAACAGAUCAAGAGUUUGAGGCUGCAACAAGAGAACGACAUAUGGUAUUUUUGCGGACGAAUCCCGGGUCGGAAAAUUCCAUUCUUGCCGCCUCACCACAUUGCAAAGCUUUUUGUGAGAGCCAUUCAUAUCAAGCACUUGCACAGCAGUCCAUUGUACACGCUCUCAAAAGUGAGGAAUGAGGUUUGGCGUCACGUUACUCAGUGGUGGAACUCGUAAAAUCGCUGGACACGGAUAGUCUUCUGAGAGUGAUGCGUCGAUUCAGUGCAACAUAUGGAACACCCAAGGAGAUCAGAACGGACAAUGCAAGUCAAAUUAGAAUGCUAUCGGCCGUAAAUGAACAAGCAAAGAAACAAAUUGAUACCGCGAGCCAAUCGGAACUGCCAGUUUUCAAGUUUAUACCAGCUCUCUCACCUUGGGCGGGCGGUAUAUACGAAAGGAUCGUCGGACUGAUAAAGAAUUGUUUGACACGAGCAGGAGCAACAAAACGACUGCUUGAUGAAGAGGAUUUUCGAACAUUACUGAAAGAAGCUCAGGCGGUAAUCAAUCAAAGACCACUUACAUGUGUCAGUCUAGACGACAUCAAACCACUGUGCCCGAUGGAUUUCGUGUUUCCAAACAGGAGAAACACACAUCUUCUCACUUUGGAGGAACAUAUGGACCCCACUCCCCUCACGACUUCGCAUGGAAAUUUGCUGGAAAAUCUUGGAUGUGCACAAGUUCGUUAAUUAAUUACUUCAUUGCGAGAUGGAAAGAAGAUUAUGUGCAAGUGCUACAAUCACGGAAUGCUAUUGCACACAAACAAGAUCACCUGACGAAUCAUAAACAACUGCAAGUGGGAGACGUCGUUAUGUUCAAAUCGGAUAAGAACAAGAUGAGUUGGCCUCUGGCACGAGUUGAAGAAGUAGGUCCCAGAUCAGCAAAACUGUACGCUGGACACACCGGAAAUUUUAUCGAGAGACCUUUCAAGAGCAUAUAUCCACUCGAAGUCAGUUUCAACAAGGAUGAAGAACCAGUGAACGAGAGCACAAACACGGAGACUCCGAUUCCAACAAAUGCCAUCACCAAGGAUAAUAGAACCGAUAUGGAUGAAGAAAAUCAGAUUGUACCACCAACAAGAGAUGACAGUUCCCGCUCAACUACUCGCAGCGGCAAAAGCUACGGUAUCAGUAAUGCGGUUACUUUGGCUCUCAUUAUGAUGGCUGUAAUGAUCACGUCCACAAAUGCAACUACGACGGACUACCCACUCACAACGGACACAGGCGCUGAGACGAAAACUACGACUGGAAGCAAUCCAUACCAUCUUCUUUGGGCUAUUCCAAUUGCCUUCGGAAUUUGCACAAUGAUAGCAAUUCUUCAAUUCGUCACCACACUACUCACUAGGGAAUGGUGUUACCCCUGCAAUCGCUAGGA